AUGCGCUCGAAGUCGCCAGAGAAGCGUGGAAGGCAAAAAGUAGUCCGGACGCCGACAUACAGAAUCGAAAACGAGUACAAUCCGGAAGCGAUGCCUCAGUAUUUUCAGGUAGCAGUUAAUGUACUGGAAGAAAGGAAUCUGGCAUGGACUAAUCCUCAGUCUGCUAAUGCGUAUAUUAUUGUAUCAAUCGGUAAAAUGACACAAAAAACAAGCAUUCGGAGGAAUAUGCAAACUGUAUGCAAUAAAGAAACUUUUGUCUUCAACAUGCAUCUACAUAUCUCUGAUCUUCUACAACGAAACCUUAGGAUCUGUGUUGUGGAACCAAGAUGUAGAGGGUCUCACAUAGUAGGAGAAAUUAGCAUGAACCUAGGAGGAAUUUGGGCGGAACCAAACCAUCAAGUUGUUCAUAAGUGGGUGCAAUUAAAUCCGACGGGAUUUUUAAAGGUCGACGUGACAAUCAUAUUAAGGGGUGAAUUACAGAUAGUACCAGUCAUCAUAAACGACCAAAAAAUACAAGACAGCGAUAUCCUGUCAAUUGGUUCGGAGCUUCAAUAUGCUAACUACGUCAUUACUGUUUACGGCGCGUUCAGCUUACCAAAUAGCUAUUACGAAAUCGAUGAACACUUGACAAAAGCUCCAAGCACAUUCCUUAUGGUUUCAUUUAACGGUCUAUCGGCGAAAAUAAUGAUCCAAUCCGUAACUAGCGACCGAGUGUCUUGUGAACAAAUAUCAAUAGUGGACACGUUUCCGAAUACGAAUCGAAUUAUUAAAUUUGACGUUUGUUCUAAUAAAGGCUGCUUUAAUCAGAUUUUGGGUAGCACACAGCUUUGUUUACGGGACAUUUCGCAUGAUGGAGAGAAUGGAUUUCUACCAACGUUCGGGCCCUUCCCAUUACAUAUUUAUGCGAACUCCAAUACGAGUUCGAUUGAUCUGGUCACUGGAGAAAAACCUUUUCAUCGUGGCGCUCUUCUAGUUGCAUGCGAUGUAGUAGUUCCUUACCAUCAACGUCACCCCAGGACUAUUUUAGUGGAACCAGUACCAUCUAUUCGACUUCAAAAUCUCUGGUCAUUUGAAGAUUUCUGCAUUUACUGCCCCAUUUUCGAAGUUUCGAUGCUCGAUCGCAGUACAGUUGGCCAGUUUUGUGGUGUUGCAAUUACAGUUGAAUUUCGGAAAUUGCAUUAUACGGGCAGCAUGAGAGUAGUUCAGAGCGAGAAUGAAUAUGGUUAUCUUGAAUUUGGCAACGCUCUUCCUGUUUUACAAUUUGCAACCAUGCUACCCGAUUUUAGGUUUAAAAUGUACAGAAAUAAUAUGAUAUAUCAAGCUGUUAAUAAUUUGGAGCUAACUGUAAUAGAUGUGGAACAACAUCUAAGAUUCUAUGACUAUUGUUGUACGGCGGAACUUGUUAACCAGUUGGUUAAGGCGUUGGAAGGUGCAAUUGAAAUUAUUGUAAAAUUUCUAGACAUGGUACAGCAUUCAAACUCAGCUCAUCCUAAAGAUGAGGAUAAUGCAAGACAAUGUUACACGGUAUUGGAUCAAAAACAAUUUACUCUGCAAGAAGAGGUACUUUCCUUACACGGAUGGCCAGAUAUUGUUAUUUGGCUACUGAGCAGGGGAUCAAGAGUGGCGUUUUGUAAGAUAUCACCAGUGGAUGUUAUUUACUCGAUGAUACCUGAACAAUGUGGCAAAGACUGUGGCCGAAUACAAUCUAUUUACCUUAAUCCCUUACAAUGUCCUAAGCAUGCCAAUAAUUUCUCGAGUAUUUGUCACUGCUACUCUGGUAAAGUCGAUGUACUGAUGUGGAUGGGCUUAUACAGACAUAAAUCAGCGUUUGAUUCUUGCUUGCUCGGAUAUAAUCUGAAGGUCAAAGAUUAUGAUAUGUGCAUAAAAUCAGCUCCUAUGAUGGUAAAAUAUCGAGCCUUUGUAAGCAAGGCAAAGCUGAAAGGCGAUUAUAAUUAUCUUAAUACUCUACAAACACAUUUAAGAAUAAGUGUAUUAAAUGCCGUCAAAGAAACGAAGGUACAGUGUAAUACUCUCACACCGGCGUGGAAUCAAGUUCUCGAGAUACAAAAGACGGUUUUUAUGACCCCGGAGAGACUAGCUAACUGUCCCGCUAUUGUUUUAGUCGAAGUUUACAAUACGGGAUUAUCGGGAGAGUCAGAAUUAAUCGGUCGUUUUCAAGUAAAGCCAGCGGUUACCGAUAACCAAGACCUUGAAUCUGCUCCUAAGUUACAAUGGUACGACUUGCUCAGAGGAAAUGACAGCACUGGUCAAGUCCUUAUGUCUGCACAACUAAUACAGAUUCCUGAAAAAAUACUUAAAAAUAUAGUUUAUACUCCAAUAGAAGAAAGUUAUAUCGCAAAUGAUUCGAGAGAAUUGGGUUGUACAGAUAAUUAUACGCCUUUGCCAAAACAUCUGUUUCCAACUUCUACUUGUUACAAAGUCGACGUUUAUUGGUGGGGACUUCGUAAUAUUGAGAUAAGAAAAAAACUGGGAGUUAUCUUAGAAAUUGAAGAGUUACGUAUUAAAUCUGAUAUAAUCCUCGAUAAAACGUCGAAUCGUAACUUUACAAAUGGUCGAAAAUCACAAAUAUUUGAAGCCCCAAUUAGCGACGUUUAUUGCCCGAUGUUAAAUAUGAGACUAUUCGAUAGUAAUACGUUUGGUAGAAUGGAAUACAUUGGAAUGAAUAUUGUAAAGAAUCCAAACAAGUAUGUGUUACGUUGGGUGACUAAAACUGACAGAGAGGAUUCACUGAAGCGAGCUUCAAUAACGUCGUCAGAAUUCAUUCAAGGUUGCGAUCGUAAUAAAAGUUCAGAAACACGUAGCAAGAAUACUAUUGUAUAUGACAGUUGUAUUUCGAUGAUAAGUUCGGAUUUAAUAUCAAGGUCUAAGUUCUCGAAAUGGAAAUAUUUAUUCCGACAAAGGGAGCCUGAUGAAGAAGAAUACACAUUGCUGCCUUUAUUUUCAACGAAAAAAGAUAGCAAAAUAGAUAAUAGUAAAACAGAUAUUAAGAAAAAGGAAUGGUGGAUAAAAUAUUUGAAAGCUCAGAAAUGUAAUGACGACGAUGAAAACGUUUGCGUCGCCGAUAAAUUAAUUAUUUACGAUUCAGAACUCGAAAAUCAAGCUGUGUUUUCAAAGUUCAAAGAUUGGUGUGCAACACUGAAACUUUAUAAUGGAAAGAAAACAGGCAUUCCUGAAAGAGACAGGCAGCUUUACUGCGGUUUGUUAAAAGUCGGACUAGCGAUCUACAGAUGGCCAUCGGAUAGUAAAACAGCUGUUACUUUUAACGGGACUGAACUUAUUAAAGGAUACUUUGAUGAUCAUCCAAGUAACGAUCCCGCGAAGUUUCUGGUUCGAGUUUACAUUGUUAAAGGAAUCAAUUUAAAAAUGAAAGGGUUCAUUGGGAAAACCAAUCCUUACGUUGUAUUGCGCUGCGGAAACAAACUAUUGGGGAAUCGUAAUAACUACCUGCCGAAAAAAUUGAAUCCUGUAUUUGGAAAAAUGUACGAAAUGCGAUGUAGUUUACCGGAAGAUUACAUGCUUUCAAUAUCACUCUAUGAUUUUGACGACAACGAAGCAGAUGAGUUAAUUGGUAGCACAAAAAUUGAUUUAGAAGAUCGAAUUUACUCGAAGCAUCGCGCCCGAGUCGGAUUGCCGUUUGAAUAUAGCCUGAACGAUCUAUUGAAAUGGCGGGAUAACACGAAACCGUCUACAAUACUCGAGGAAAUAUGUUCUAAAAAUCAUCUUUCGCCACCAUUUUUUAUCGAUAGCUGUACUCUUGUAGUCAAUGGAGUCGAGUACAAAGAUAAUAUAAGAGAUAUAAAUUUCACUUCGAGUCUGGAACGAAGAGAAAAUUUGUGUUUGAGUAUUUUACAUAAAUGGUAUACUUUACCUGUAUGCGGGUAUCAUUUGGUUCCAGAACAUGUUGAAACAAGAACAUUAUAUAACGAAGACAAACCGGGAAUUGAACAAGGCAAGCUACAAAUGUGGGUAGACAUUUUUCCAUUGGAUAUUGGAGUUUAUAUACCUCCUCCUGUCGACAUUACACCUAAGGAGCCUGAAUAUUAUGAACUUCAGGUUAAAAUAUACGAUAUUCGAGAUAAAAAUGUCUCUUCCAAUAGUUGGGGGCAAAAAUUUUCCGUUGGUUACGUAAGAGCAUGGAUUGGAUUUACGGACAUGACUCAAAAUAUAGAUGUUCAGUAUGUAACAAUAAAAGAUAACAAACAUAGUUCACAAAUGAUUUUUAAAUUUCAGUAUCAGCCCGCCACACGAGAGAUUGUAUGUAAAGACAAAUCCGGUGCUUUAUGUCAAGAAAAUUUGCCGACAAUCCUCAAUAUCGAACUAAUGGAUAAUGAAGCUUCGCCAUCAGACGAAUGCUUAGGUUCUCUGAUGUUAAACUUGAAUGAAAUACCUCGAGGAGGAAAGCGUGUUGACGAAUGUGCAUUAGGCGUGUUAGUCAGUUCCACAAAAGUAAACCUGUUCUCUGCUAUGUCCUACCGUGCCUGGUGGCCUAUUACUACUAAUGAUCGUUAUUCUGAUGAUAAAUUAAUUGUUAGUAUAAUUGACUUGGAAAUGAAUCUUGUACCUCGGAAUCUAGAAAAUUCGAUGACUGAUGAAACAAAAAGAGUACCGGUUGCUUCUUUACCAAAUCAAGAAUUAAACAUCAACCAAAUUAUUAUAAUCCCCUCACCGUUCCCCGGAGAGCACUUUAGCGAGUAUAUCAGCAACAUUUCCAUGAAACUGGAUCCAAUUUUUGAAGACCAGGAACAGGCCAAAAAAAGGAGCACGAUGGCGCAGGAGGAUCGCUAUAAGGUGUCAACAAUUUUGAGAAAUCGCUUUUACACGGCUGUUGAAGUAAAGAAUUAUCACUUACGAGCUCGAGGAAACAAUCUAAACGAGUGUAGAUUCUAUGUAUACAAGCACCACGAGAGGAAAAGAAUGUACAAAAAAGUGGGAUCGCGCUACAACCAAGCCCUGUAUAAGAAAAAGAACACUAUGGCGGAGGCUCUUUCACGUGUGGUCUGGGAUUUUCUCUGA
Messenger RNA from Melitaea cinxia (Glanville fritillary), 5034 nucleotides. Its product is annotated as fer-1-like protein 6. Lineage: Eukaryota; Metazoa; Arthropoda; Insecta; Lepidoptera; Nymphalidae. The record is from RefSeq and is a predicted model, not a curated record. Gene Ontology annotation, biological process: plasma membrane organization. Bases 1 to 5034 code for a protein of 1677 amino acids. Gene Ontology annotation, cellular component: membrane. The transcript has 32 exons.